Linum tenue is the source of this 3004-nucleotide messenger RNA. The record is from the annotation of a GenBank genome assembly. NCBI's taxonomy places the organism in Eukaryota, Viridiplantae, Streptophyta, Magnoliopsida, Malpighiales, Linaceae.
ACGAAAACACACCCAUAGGCCACAUCAAACUUGAAAAAAAUAAAAAAUCAAAAUCACUACUUAUUUACUCUUGUGUGUUACUUUACCUCCCAAAUCCCAAGUGAAGGCAUGCUCCCGUCAAUUGACGAACCGUUCAGUUUGUAACAGGAAGCGCAAGUCGGAGCAGAUUUGAUAGCGGAGCGGUAAACACCAAACACUAACCGGCAAACAUGGCGACCGGCCAUAUGCUCUGCCGGUGGCUCUCCAUCCCCUCUCCGUUAACCGCCGCUCGCCGCCUUACAAUCACCACCAAAGCACUGACAGUUCCUCCUCCUCCUUCGACUUCCAUUCGCCAAACAGCUGCGAGAGCCGCUGCGACUGUCACUACUACUACUACCAGCAGCGGCGACGCCAAGAGACGAAGGAAAAAGGAGAAGGAGCGGAAGAAAGCGGCGGAGGCAGCGGCGGCGAAGAGCGAAAAGGAGAAGAGACGAACUCGUUCCGAUAAAGAGCACGACUCCUCACUCGAAUUCCACAGCAGUAACAAAGACCACGUCCCCGUCAUGCUCCGUGAAGUUGUCGACGUCUUCGCUUCUAUGCCUCUCCGUUCCUUCGUCGAUUGUACGCUAGGCGCCGCCGGCCAUUCCUCCGCCAUAAUCAAAGCGCACCCUCAAUUGGAGCAAUACAUAGGUAUGGACGUUGAUCCUGAAGCUCACGCCAAGGCUCGGGCUCACAUUGAUGCCCUCUUGCUUUCCGAUUCUCAUUCUCACCUGAAAACACACACGUUGCUUAAGAACUUCAGAAAUGUGAAGUCAGUGAUCGGUGAAGUUGAUGCCAACCUCUUGCAAUCCGGGGUUGAUGCGAUCUUGAUGGACCUUGGAAUGUCUUCGAUGCAGGUGAACAAUCCCGAAAGAGGGUUCAGUGUUAUGGCUGAUGGGCCGCUCGAUAUGCGGAUGGAUCCUCAGGCAAGUCUGAGAGCAGCAGACAUCUUAAAUUCCUGGCCAGAUGCAGAAGUAGGUCGAGUGCUGCGAGAUUAUGGCGAAGAAAGCAACUGGCGUCUCCUCCAGAAUAAGAUAGUUCUAGCCCGUCUAAAGGGUGGUAUACAUUCCACCACAGAGCUGAUUGAUCUCAUUCGUAGCAUGACUCAUGGGGCAAGGGGAGGGAGGCAAGGGUGGAUAAAGACGGCAACUCGGGUGUUUCAGGCGCUGAGAAUCGCUGUGAAUGAUGAACUCAGUAUACUGGAGAAAGCCCUCAAGGAUUGCUUUGCUUGCCUUGCACCUGGUGGAAGGUUUGCUGUCAUUUCUUUUCAUAGUUUAGAAGACAGAAUCGUCAAACAAACGUUUCUCAGCAUUAUCGGAACUGGUGAGGUCCCCAAAGAUGACUGUGCUGGCGAAGCAAAAGAAACAUGGGUCAAACAAAUAGUACGUGGCCCAAAUGGGUCGAUUCUCACAAAGAGGCCUGUAACACCUUCCGAAGAAGAAGAAAGACUUAACCGACGAUGCAGGAGUGCCAAGCUUCGGGUGAUUGAGAAAUCCCGAUGACAUUAUGCAUCUUUCUGAAGAAUGAUGGUACAUGCACGGCCAUGUGUCCCACUACGUGGCAUCCACCGUGGCUGGUGGCCUACGUUGUAGCUGAUGUUCUUUGCUUUGUACGUUUGUUAGAUGGUAGUUGCUGUUUAAUUUUGUGGUAUUUCAAGUUUCAAUGUCCUGGUGCUUGCGUCAAUCUUUGAAAGCUCAAAGCUUGAAAUUUUAUAUUAUUAAAAUAUUUGAGCUCAGCUUAAUCUUCUGGAUUGAACAGCUUUGACAAAUCUACCGCGUGACGUGGUGUUCUGUUACGGAUAUUGCUUUUUUUGGGAUCAUGCAUGUGGCAUGUCUGCUCGAAAACGGCUAUUUGGCUACUCUGGCUUUCUUUACAGGCCUUAGUUCGUGUUCAUAAAAAGAAGGCUCUUCAAUGCUCUCGGAAUUGGUGGAUGUCUUCCGGGACACGUUCUUAUGGCGCUUCACCUUUUUCCCUGCCUUCUUCAGUGAAGGCGGAUCCAACCAGCUUUUGCGGAAUGAUGGCGAGUGCACAAGCUGGGUUUUCAAGGAGCAUUGCAACUUUCACUCUGCCACGCCACUCCACAUCUGGAGGAAGAACGGAGACCACAAUGGUACGUAAACGAACUGCACUUGAGUCGAGGAUAAAGAAAGCACAUUUGACUGCCGUAAGGAAGCACGGACUGAAGCUUCCACCUUCUGAACAUGGUUAUCAUUUUAGCGAGUUUUUAAGUCAUCCCGAAGGGGUCGAGUCGGCUUUGAACGUCAAGGUUGCCAAGAGCUUUCACGUGCUUGACGAUUGCACGUACAGAUUGGUUCUCCCUCAAAUUCGACUUCUCAGCUUUGAUGCAUUCCCUGUUAUGGAUUUGCGGACAACCACGACUGCUGAAAACUUCACCGUGGAGAUGCUUUCUUUCAAGUUCCGAGGUGCAGAGGCCCUGGAAAGCGAAAAUGACCAUCUUAUAGGUUUAUUGUUGAGCCGUAUCAUGUGGCAUACCAGGGGUUCGGAGUCAUAUCUUGAGCUUAAGAUGGAAUUGGAUAUGAUAAUGGAGCUCGUGAAACUUCCCUUCUCUUUGCUGCCUCCUGCUGCCGUUGAAAUUCCUGGGAAUAUGAUAGUGCAAGCUGUGGUGGAUAAUCUAACGAAAGAGCUCCUGGAGAAUGUGGUUCAAGACUAUGGCCAGUGGUCCAAGCAACAAAAGCUCCAAGAAAGAGCGUGAAAAAAACAUGAACAGCCUUGGAGCUAAAAAAAAAAGGUCAUGGCAUAGAUUUGAGUCUUGAUUGAUUCAACAGGAAUGGGGAUUUCCCUGCAAACGUUGCAUUAGUGAAUCAAUUAUGUUAAGUGUUUGUGGGGUUGUAUCACUAUUAUUAUGCAUCAAAGUUUAUUGGACAGAGAAUUCCGUUUUCCUGCUUAAUUUUAGUGAUAAUCCAAGCCACUUCUCCUGUUUCUUGGUAAACCUCAAACCCAUACCAAGCUCCUUCUGGUUCUAUAA